AUGCCCGACUUCCCCCCACCCCCACCAACGUUCAGCGAGAAGAAGGCCAAAAUCAUUGCGCAGCUUCAGCUUCCUCCCGAAGAGUACACGGACCUAUCCCCCAAGGGCUCGGUCGAUGAGGCCCUGAUUGACGUGAUCGAUGAGGUCAAUGCCGUAGAGGGCUUCGUCACGACGAGCAGCUGCGCGGGACGCGCUAGCGUCUUCCUCGAGGGGAGUAGGGUGCGUCCGGAGGCGGGAAGUGGAGAGGGCAGUACCGUUGCUGGGGUUGGCGGGAAGGGAGGUGGGGGAACGUGGUUGUACGUUUCGCAUGACCCUUUCGCGAAUACGUCUCCUGGGAGAGACUGGGAAGCCGUGUUCGGCCUAAAUGGCGAUGAUGGCGAGUCUGCGCGUGAUGAGGAGAAGAGGUUCAUCCACUUCAAAUUCGAGCCAAUGAUCCUCCACGUCCUUUCAGCCUCCCUAGAGCACGCGCAAGCCCUCUUACGCUGCGCACAACAGGCGGGAUUCCGGGAAAGCGGCGUGAUAAACGUAACCAGUGCGGCCGGAGAGUCGGACGUCAUCCCGAUAGUCGCCAUCCGCACGAUGGGGCUGGGUUUUGAGUCGCUGAUUGGCUUCCAGGUCAAGGGGAAACGGCAGUCUAUGGUGUCUACGUCUUAUCUGGAGACUCUUGUAGACCUUGCCAAUACUAGGUUCGUGGAGAACAAGAAGAGGAUAGAGAGGUUUCGUUCGGGAUUCGAAAAUCUCAUUGCGAAUCGUAAGUCGGGCCGAGAGAAACCGGAAGGGUGGGAGGAUAGCGAGGCGCGGAGAGCUCGUAAAAGGGCUGAGGGUUUGAAGCGAAGAGAAGAAUUGAAGAAGGCGGAACAACUCCAGAAUAGAGACGGCCAUCCAGACGGGGCCGAGGGCACCGCGGACCUUUUUACAGAUUUAGGGCUAUAA
Messenger RNA from Scedosporium apiospermum, 933 nucleotides. RefSeq lists its product as uncharacterized. Lineage: Eukaryota; Fungi; Ascomycota; Sordariomycetes; Microascales; Microascaceae. Gene Ontology annotation, molecular function: tRNA methyltransferase activity. The record is from RefSeq and is a predicted model, not a curated record. Gene Ontology annotation, cellular component: cytoplasm. Bases 1 to 933 code for a protein of 310 amino acids. The transcript is spliced from 2 exons. Gene Ontology annotation, biological process: tRNA methylation.